CCCUCAUGUGUUUCUCCAGCCUUCUAUGAAAUGAUCAAUAAUGUGAUCUGAUUCUCUGAUAUGACAGCUCCUGGAAGCAGCUCCCAGAACAACAAACACAUCGUGGCAUGUGAACACUCUGUUGCUGAGCUCCAUUGUGACAUAGGUCAGCUUAUAUCUGUGAGCAGAGCAAUGUACGGACGUAGUAACAACGAGACGUGCUCCUCUGGGCGCCCUGCUGAGCAGUUAAAAACCAUCUCAUGCUUGGGGAGCACAGACGAAGUUGCUAAGAGAUGUAACGGGAAGCAGAAAUGCUCUGUCCAGGCAACAAACGACAUGUUUGGAGAGCCCUGCCUUAACACCUAUAAGUACCUGGAGGUGAAUUACACAUGUCAAGGUGUCUGUGAUUCACCAAAAUUAAAUCUGACCGGCAAGAAAGCAUCUCAGUCUUCAACCUACACUGAUGAUAAAGGGAUAUCAUACAUCGCUGACAGAGCCUUUGAUGGGAAUCCCUCUACAUGUUCUCAUACCAAGGAGGAGACUAACUCCUGGUGGAGAAUUGACCUGCAGGGUGUUUACAAUAUUUCCUGUAUCUCUGUCUACAAUACUGUCCGGACUGAUAAUGUUAAUAUAGACGGCGCUAAGAUCUACAUUGGGAACUCUCUGCAGAACAACGGCAUCAGCAACACACUGGUUAAAAGCAUCUCAGGUUUCACAAAAGACCAGAUCUAUGGCUAUGAGUUGUCCCCAUCAGUGUCGGGGCGAUACGUCACCAUCAGCAUACCAGAAAACAAAUUUAUGAUUCUCUGUGAAAUAAACAUUGCUGUUGAAUCCCCCUUUGUAUUGAUCAAGGAGAACAAGAGCUGGGAAGAAGCCCUGUACUACUGCAGAGAUCACCACAGAGAUCUGGCCUCCAUCCUGGACCAGGAGACUCAGGCCUUUGCUGAGCUGGAGGCUGAGAAGGCCAACAGUCCCUUCGUGUGGCUCGGCCUUCACUACACCUGCACCCUGCAGUUCUGGUUCUGGGUUGAUGAUAACACUGUAGAGUUUGAACGCUGGGGUCCGAAUGGCCCAGAAGAAGACUGUGACAUGAGUGGAGCCAUGAAGACACAGGAAGACCAUUCCUGGUUCAGCAAGUCUGAUUAUGAAGAGUUUAAUUUCAUCUGUUCGUUGGAGUAAGAUUUUUGACUGCUAUAUUAUUUUAAUUUUUGGAUUGUUGACAAUUUUGACAAUAAACAGGUCUUUCUUUGUUUUUAAUAUAUUAAUAUAUCUCGCUUGCUAUUCUGGCUUCCACUUACUGUAUGUACAUUGCACAACAAAAUUGAAGGAACACUUAAUCAAGUCAGGUAAACCAGUGGAAUAUUGUUUUGGUAAAUUCAGUAGAGGGGGUGUUGAUCAGUGUCCAGGAACUCAGUGAUGCCUUGGUAGGGAUUUGGGAAGAGAUACUCCAGGACACCACUCAUCAUCUUGUAAAGUAAAUGGU
Fundulus heteroclitus (mummichog) is the source of this 1462-nucleotide messenger RNA. RefSeq lists its product as uncharacterized. The transcript is spliced from 6 exons. The coding region runs from base 61 to 1158 and encodes 365 amino acids. The record is from RefSeq and is a predicted model, not a curated record. NCBI's taxonomy places the organism in Eukaryota, Metazoa, Chordata, Actinopteri, Cyprinodontiformes, Fundulidae. Gene Ontology annotation, molecular function: carbohydrate binding.